This is a messenger RNA of Desarmillaria tabescens, 1128 nucleotides long. RefSeq lists its product as uncharacterized. The coding region runs from base 77 to 775 and encodes 232 amino acids. The transcript has 10 exons. The record is from RefSeq and is a predicted model, not a curated record. NCBI's taxonomy places the organism in Eukaryota, Fungi, Basidiomycota, Agaricomycetes, Agaricales, Physalacriaceae.
CUACCCAUACAUUUCGCGUGGCAGUCCUCGUUACGGGGCACAGGGUGUAGGUAUUAACGACUGUGCAGCUAUCUAUAUGGCGGGAAAGCCGUCGACAUUGACGAGGGGAGAUGGACGUAAUCAAGACGGUGGAUGCACAGGAGGGAUCAAUGGUCAGACUCCAUGCAAGGUAGGUGCCAGCGUGUUUGGCGCACCGGGCACUUCAUGUGACGAAUACCCCUAUGCAUCCACUCGUGAAGGCGCAGCAAGCGGAAAUCCCAGCAUCCUUCGAUGCAUACCCGCGGAGGAAAACUCAAGUGGAGACAGGGGGUUCAACCUGGAGAUACUCUUUGACGUCGGAUUUGUCUGGGGUCAACCGAUUUACAACAACGCCGGUAUACAAACCGGCACGAACCCACCGGUUCCGGCGGUGGCGGUCCAAAUGUGUUACGCGCACCCAACGCAGCGUGUAAACGAUGGUCGAGAAUUCCGGAUGGUCCUGACAACGCAGUUGUGGAGACGGGCUACAUCGGUCUUCCGCAGGAAGACAGCGGAAUUGCAGGAGAUUACCGCUGAACGGAAAUCUACUGUUGUUGAACCGCUCUGGGUGAAGACGGCGAACAACCUUACGAUGAUGGUGUAUAGCGAUGUCAAGUUGGGAAGUCCGGUUUGGAGCGAUGGCGAGGAUGGGAAGGAUAAGGUAGUUCGUAUUAUCAAGCCUUCCGAUUCGGACUAUCCGCCGAAACAGUCAACGAAGAAGGCGACUGGAAACGAGUCUGAUGUGCGACGGCAAUGAGACCAGUAGAGUCAACGGCGUCUAAAGGUAAACUUGCCACAAAUACGAAAUCUAUUAUGGGCGUUAUACUGUACAAAAAUUCUUUUGUUCAGUAGGGAGGACACCACUACUUUUGAUGGUUCCCAGCACUACUUUCGAUGCUGGUGCUUGUUCACCGUCAGGGUUAGGCUCACACAGCCACUUCCCGUUUGAGCGAUACAUGUGUCUCAAUUUGCAACCACUUAGUGAUCCGCCACUACUUCAAGUUCGCAAGUACAUUUACAGAUCCCGAUGGACACUAUCACUCAACGACAAACCCCUCGUCGCUUGCAUUAUCCGUGGCCGCGGGCACAUCAUUGUUUGCACAUAUUUCC